This is a messenger RNA of Pimephales promelas (fathead minnow), 2600 nucleotides long. It is a transcript of the gene gnaz, whose product is annotated as guanine nucleotide binding protein (G protein), alpha z polypeptide. Lineage: Eukaryota; Metazoa; Chordata; Actinopteri; Cypriniformes; Leuciscidae. Gene Ontology annotation, biological process: adenylate cyclase-modulating G protein-coupled receptor signaling pathway. The record is from RefSeq and is a predicted model, not a curated record. Gene Ontology annotation, molecular function: G-protein beta/gamma-subunit complex binding; G protein-coupled receptor binding; GTP binding. Gene Ontology annotation, cellular component: heterotrimeric G-protein complex; cytoplasm.
CAUUAGAACACCAGGGCGUGUAAAUGACUUCAUGACUUCACACAAAAAGGUGGGGCCAGUGAAAAUGUGUAUGGUAAAAAUACUGACCCAACUGGGUCUUAUUGUUGAGCCCAGCUGUAUAUAUUAUGAACCGUUUUUCGAAAGGGGUUUGUUGCAUUUAGUACAUUGGAAUGAGUUGGAGUAAAGCACCUGUUGGUCUGAGCCAGUUAUUUUCCACCAUGACAGUAAAUAAACAGUCCACCUGCUAUCAGUUAGCUCAGUGGUUGAGGCUUGGGAAAAGAGAGAGUAAAAUGGGCGGUACCUUUUGCUUCAGGGAAGGACAUACAUCUCACAUCUGUUUCCGUUUCACACCCAGCUUGCCUCUGCUUGUGUGCGUAUGUUUCUAUUUGAGAACUAAUGUGUUUUUGGGCUUUAUGGGGCUGGAUCACCUCCUUGGCAGACCUGAAUCUAUGGUUGCAGAGAGAAGCAGAUGACAAAGGAGUGCAUGAUGGGACAGGUUUACCAUGGAGAAGGAACGUGGGCCUUUAGCUGCCUCACUGGCGUAUACAAGGAGGACGAUCUAGUACGCAGUCGCCUAAAACAAUCCACAAGAACAAAGGUCUGACAUUCCAUCGGUCGUAUAGUGUCUGAAGAAAAUUAAAGGAGGUAGGAGUUCUCUACAGAUGAAUCAGUCACAGAAACACAGGGAAGCACACUGGACGCCAUGACGGAGGAGAGUGAAGGAAUUUUACGAUUUCGACUUUCUCUCGAUGAACAUUGACAAGUCCACUUAAAGCCCGCCGUGCUCAGGGGAGAGAGUCCCCUGAUAUGAACCCCAAGUCCUUGGGAUCUCAAAGGCAAAUGCCCUUAUGCCAGGGCCUGAGUUGGUCUUCCACCAUGUCAUGGUAGCAUUGUAUGCCAAAAAUCAACCCUUGGAAAAAAAAAAUCAUAAACUGUAGACUUGAAUAAUGCAAGUUGUCUAACACCAAUCUGACAGAAAAAAGCUUCCUCUAGUCUCUGCUCAACUAUAUCAACACAUAUUGUUUACAUUGCAUACUUUUUAUAGCUAACUCUCUCACUCCCUGGGAUUACCGACUCAAGUCCAGGUACAGUUAACCAUGGGGUGCCGGCAGAGUUCGGAGGAGAAAGAGGCCGCCCGACGCUCACGGCGCAUCGAUCGACAUCUCCGCUCAGAAAGCCAGCGGCAGCGGCGUGAGAUCAAACUUCUGCUGCUCGGCACUAGCAACUCUGGCAAGAGCACCAUUGUGAAGCAGAUGAAGAUCAUCCACAGUGGGGGAUUCAACCUGGAGGCAUGCAAGGAAUACAAGCCUCUCAUCCUCUACAACGCCAUCGACUCACUCACACGCAUCAUCCGUGCCCUCGCCACCUUGAAGAUCGACUUCCACAACCCAGAUCGAGCUUACGACGCAGUGCAACUCUUUGCCCUGACCGGGCCUGCUGAGAGCAAGGGGGAGAUCACACCAGAGCUCCAGGGCGUGAUGAAGCGCUUGUGGGCCGAUCCAGGGGUCCAGGAGUGUUUCUGCCGCUCCAAUGAGUACCAUCUAGAGGACAAUACUGCCUAUUAUCUCAACGACCUGGACCGCAUUUCUGCGCCAGAGUUCAUCCCAACCGUUGAGGACAUUCUGCGCUCUCGUGACAUGACCACUGGCAUUGUUGAGAACAAAUUCACCUUCAAGGAGCUCACCUUCAAAAUGGUGGAUGUGGGUGGCCAGCGUUCAGAAAGGAAGAAGUGGAUCCACUGUUUUGAGGGUGUGACUGCCAUUAUAUUCUGUGUGGAGCUCAGUGGCUAUGACCUCAAGCUUUAUGAAGACAACCAGACGAGCCGUAUGGCAGAGAGCCUGCGUUUGUUCGAUUCCAUCUGCAACAACAACUGGUUCACCAAUACCUCACUCAUCCUCUUCCUCAACAAGAAGGACCUGCUGGCCGAGAAGAUCAAGCGUAUUCCGCUGACGGUCUGCUUCGCUGACUACAAGGGCCAGAACACCUACGAGGAGGCGGCGGUGUACGUGCAAAGGCAGUUCGAGGACCUCAACCGCAACAAGGAGACCAAGGAAAUCUACUCACACUUCACUUGCGCCACUGACACCAGCAACAUCCAGUUUGUGUUUGACGCGGUGACGGACGUGAUCAUCCAAAACAAUCUCAAGUACAUUGGAUUGUGCUAGGACGAGGGGACGGGGGAGAGGGGCGACAGGCACGGCAAAAGUAAAACCCUUUGGCGAACUAUGAGGCUCACCUGUCAACGAUCUCAAAAACGCUUGUUGAAACUGGAAACUCAGAUGAGGCCCAGAGGAAAGGGCUACAUGCUGCCAUCCUGCUAGAUUUAUCAAUGUCAAAAACGUAAAAGGUCAAGAAGGAUUUAACAAGGUUGGUAUAAAUGUGUUUGCACUGAACAUACUGUAUGACUAUGUAGAAACACACACAGACACACACGCAUUGUUACGUUUGUUCACACACAACGGACUUUGGGAUCAGUUGUCAUGCACAUGUUUAACAUGGAAACACUGGAAAAAGAUAUAGGCUACCUGCUCAUCUCUUCCCUUAGAAACAGCAGGAAUAAAGAUACCAUACAUGAAAGGGAUAGUUCACCCCCCCCCCCC